CGCCGCGCGGCGCGAGGCGGUUUCUCCAGCGUGUGGCGCCCCCCUGCGGCAGCGAGGGCUCAAUGUGACAGCAGGACCUGGGCGCCGGCCAUGGAGCCGCAAAAAGAGGCGCGAACACCCGGGGACCCCGUCGCGCGGUCGUCGGGGCCCUCAAGGUCUCGGACGCCUAAAGACGAGGAGCGGCGGGAGGGCGACACAGCGCCGGCGGAGGCUUCCCUGGACGCGGAGGCGGACGGCGCCUUCGCUGACAGCGCCUUUGCCGACGCACUGUGGGAGCUGCCGGUGGAGCCCGCCGAGCGGAGGCCCGAGUGCCGCCGCUGCAGCCGGCCUCAGAAAGUAUGUUUAUGUCCAUUUCUACCAUUGCAUCCUCUGCACAUCUCUACUCAUUUAUACAUAAUUCAGCAUCCAGCAGAGGAAAGCAAGGUGUUGCGGACAGUUCCCCUAUUAGCAGCAUGCCUCCCCCAGGACAAGUGUAAAGUCAAGAUUGGUCGUCGCUUCAGUGAAGAAAGAGAUCCUGAACUUUCAACUGUUUGUCGGAAGUCUGAUACAUUAAUAUUAUAUCCAGGGGCCGAAGCUGCUAAUUUGGAAGAAUUUAUAUUAGAGUCUCCUAUUUAUCCUUCCACAAUCAUCAUCAUCGAUGGUACAUGGAGCCAGGCUAAGGACAUUUUCUAUAAGAAUUCUUUGUUCCGACUCCCCAAACAGGUGCAGUUAAAAACUAGCAUUUCUAGUCAGUAUGUAAUUCGGACACAACCAACUAAUAGGUGCCUUUCUACACUGGAAUGUGCAGCUGCUGCUCUUUCCAUUUUGGAGAAAAAUAAUUACAUACAAGAGACUUUGCUUCGUCCUCUUCAAGCUUUAUGCUCUUUCCAGCUUCAGCACGGUGCUCAAAUUCGCCUCAGCAAGGAACACCUUCUGAAGAAUGGAUUAUAUCUUAAGCCAAUGCCAAAGAACAAACGCAAACUCAGGAAAAUGGAACUGUUAAUGAACAGUGUUAAAAUUUAGUACAGUUGUUUCAUGGUGCUAGUUAUGAUGUCUUCCACUAAUAAGACCAGGUUAAGUUUUCAGAAAAUUGAAGUCCGUGGGUUUUUGACUAUCUGAAUAAUGAGAUUGGCAUACUAAACUUGCCCAGAAGAAGGAAGUAAACCAAAUAACCAUAAAAAAGCAAAUAAAAAAAAAAAUUCACUGACUCCAU
Molecule: messenger RNA, 1192 nt
Organism: Lontra canadensis (Northern American river otter)
Lineage: Eukaryota; Metazoa; Chordata; Mammalia; Carnivora; Mustelidae
Gene: DTWD2
Product: DTW domain containing 2
Exons: 6
Coding region: 91-1002 (303 amino acids)
Source: RefSeq, a predicted model, not a curated record